Cornus florida is the source of this 1668-nucleotide messenger RNA. RefSeq lists its product as uncharacterized. NCBI's taxonomy places the organism in Eukaryota, Viridiplantae, Streptophyta, Magnoliopsida, Cornales, Cornaceae. Bases 17 to 1504 code for a protein of 495 amino acids. The record is from RefSeq and is a predicted model, not a curated record. The transcript has 4 exons.
UAGACUUGCAUUUUGGAUGGAACGAUUUGCCAUUUGGUUUGAACGAUUUGCCUUUGUGUUAAUAUGUCGCUGCUGGCUUGCUGUAGAACAAGAAGCAGAACCAUCAAAUCAGUGGAUCCGACUUCAUCUGGCUACGGCCUUGUUUCUUUUUUUGUUGUCUAACAUCAUCUACUUUGUCCUCUUUCUUAUCGACAUGGCCUCAAAAUUUAAUCACAAGAAAACAGAGAAGGGGGACAAUGGAAAUAUUAGUGAGAAAUUACGAGAAAACAAUGGUGAUGAUGAUGUUGAUGCUGAAGUGUAUAGAAUUGCAUUCCGGACGGAACGGCUUACCAUCUUACUUUUGCUAAUAUGUUUCUGGUUUUCAUUCGAGUGGGCCCGAGUAGGUCUGCAAUUGGCCGUGAUUCUCUUUUCCAGCACCAACAUCCUCUACUUGCUGGUGUUUUUUGACUCACAAUUAAAUCCCAAGAUCGGCACUGCAUCUCAAAAAUCACACCUAAUUGAGAAAACUGAAAAAGGUGACAAUCGAAAUAUUAAUAACGAAUUGCGAGGGAACAAUGCUAAUACUGACAUCAAGUUAAAGGGACAAAUUCAGUGUGCUAAGCUACCGCCAUCGAAGGAUCUGAAGUUGAAGGAAGAAAAGGUUAUAUGCGACCAGAAUAACCAAAAGAAGAGCGGUGACCUGAUGGCCCGCCAAGAAAAAGAGUACUAUGAAGAAUCGAAAAGAACUGCAAUUGACAAUGGCGGCAAGACUACAAAAGAAGAUGACUGUAACAAUAAUGAUGGUGGCAAUGGUAGCCACCUAAAAGAAGAGAAGAAUGGAAAAAAUAAAAGGAAUGGAGAGUCGGAAAGAGCUUGUUCAAGUGCUGCAAGAGACGAUGGGAAGGACUUGAACACGGCAAAAGAAAAUGAUGGUGACAGGAAGGGUGGUGGCAACGGUAGCUGCCACCUAGAAGAAGAGAAGAAAGCAGGAAAAGAUAAAAGGAAUGAAGAGACGGAAAGAGCUCGUUCAACUGUUGCAAAUGACAAUGGCAAGGACUUGAACACGGCAAAAGAAAAUAAUAAUGAUGGUGACAAGAAGGAAGCACGGAAAUUAAAUGCCAAAUUGGAAGAAGACUUACCAGCAUGUGAAGAAAGGAAUAUAUUGAAAAUAAGUUACGAUGAGGCAGCAAAGAAAAAUGAAUUGGAAGCAUCAAGAAAUAAGUAUGAAGAAGAUUACCGGAAGAAGUUGAAGGAAAAGAAAGAUAAAUGGGCGAAAAAGCUGUGGCAAGCCACAGAAAAAUAUGAAGAGGAUUGCGGCAAGUGGGAGGAGGAGAAAUGCAAUAUUGCUACAAAGCUUUAUGCCGCGAAAACAUCUUCUGAGGUCUACCAUAAUCUAUUGCAAGACUCAGAAGAAAAUCGCCGUAAAUUAGAAGAAGAGAAGAACAAUCUGACUGCACAACUCUGUGCUGCUACUGCACUAUCUGAACUUUAUCGUGCCAUGUUGCAUGACUCUUGUUACAAGUAAUCAACUUAAUUUUUUUCCCUUAUAAUUUUUAGUAUCACAGUUGAUAGGAUUUUAUUUACUUUUCUUUGUUAGAGAAGUUAAUAUUAAUGUAUUAGUCAUUAAGUUUCGAGUUUUGGUCUUUCUUAAUGUCACACUCUCAAAACGCAGUUACUGGAAAUAAUUAU